AUGCAUCUGGAGCUGUGGGGUAAAUCAGUUUUUACAACUGGCACCCUGGGCCGACAGCAAUCCAGUCAACAUAUCUCCACUACCGCCCUUUCCAAAUUAAGAUGUGACAUACAAAGACUAUUGGAUGCGAGCCAUACUAAUUCUUCUUUAGCUUCAUACUCUCAUGCUUGGGCAGUUUUUAAAGAUUUUGCCGAGAAAUACGAGUUAAUUAUUGAGUUCCCAGUGAAGCAACACAUAUUGGUAUAUUAUGUUGCCUACCUAUUUUCAAAGGACUAUGCUGCAACAACUAUUUCAUCAUAUCUCUCAGCUAUUAGUUACAUCCAUAAGCUCAACAGUUUUGGGGAUCCAUGCUCGUCUUUUUUAAUACAAAAAUUGCUCUUAUCAACACGCAAACUUAAACCUUCACAAGAUGUUAGAAUACCUAAUACAAAAAAUAUUUUGCAUCAAAUUUGUGACUUUUUACCAGUUACAGUUUCCAAUGCAUUUGAAAAGACCUUGUUUAAAGCAAUGUUUUUGUUGGCCUUUUAUGGAUUCUUGAGAGUUGGGGAAAUAACAUCAUGUCAAAAGGUAAUUAACAAAAAUUUAAUUCUGUUUAAUCAAAUUUCCAGGCAGCAAGAUCAUUUAAUUAUCAAAUUUGUUACAUAUAAACAUCACAUGGGCAAACCAUUUUUUCUCACUAUUCACUCGGCAAGUAACAAAAAGUAUUGUCCAGUUCAAUGCCUAGAAGACUACAUUAAGUUAAGAGGAGUACAAAAUGGGCCACUUUUUUGUUAUGUACCAAAUAUUCCAGUGUCCAGGGGUAAACUUUCGGCGGUAUUAAAAAACUGUCUAUCAUUUGCAAAGUUGGAUAUGAGUCGCAUUACUAGCCAUUCUUUCCGGAUAGGCAUGGCGUCGCACUGUGCGGACAUUGGCAUGAGUGACAGCAAAAUUAGACUGUUAGGUCGAUGGAAAUCAGAUGCAUUCAAAAGUUAUAUUAGACCAGUUAAUCUAGUAUAGAGAGAGCAAAGACUGACUGUGAACUUAUGGAUAUACACUGUUAUUCAGGAACAUAUGUAUAUUUCUUGAUAACUUAUAAUGCGUUAAAAUAAUUUGAAAUAUACGUUGUUAUUUUCAUUCAAAGCUUUGAAUGGGUUAGACAUAUGUAUGUUCCUACCUAUGAUUACUAUAUAUUACAAGUAUUAGGUUACAUUGUACAUCUUUUUGG
Molecule: messenger RNA, 1204 nt
Organism: Magallana angulata
Lineage: Eukaryota; Metazoa; Mollusca; Bivalvia; Ostreida; Ostreidae
Exons: 2
Coding region: 1-996 (331 amino acids)
Biological process (GO): DNA integration; DNA recombination
Molecular function (GO): DNA binding
Source: RefSeq, a predicted model, not a curated record